AUGACUGCUUCUUCUCCCUUUAUUACUCUCUCCAAUGGCGUCAAGAUGCCAGCAGUUGGGCUUGGAACCUGGCAAUCUAGUCCUGAAGAGGUUAUGGCUGCUGUCAAAGCCGCUGUCAAGGCUGGAUAUCGUCUCAUCGACACUGCCGCAUUAUAUUUCAAUGAAGAAGCAAUCGGAACUGCUAUCAAAGAAUUGAUCGACGAGAAAGUGGUCACCCGCGAAGAGCUGUUCAUUACGACUAAAGCCUGGUCCAAUGAAAUCGCUCCAGGAAAGCUUGAGCCAGCUCUCAGAAACUCGCUCAAGAAGCUCCAACUUGAGUAUGUCGAUUUGUACCUUGCUCAUAUGCCAGCUGCGGUAAAUGAAGAUAUGAGUAAGGCUGUCAACUCUCCAGUAGAAGACGUCUGGCGUCAGUUUGAUGGUGUCUACAAGGCAGGACUCGCUAAAGCUGUUGGAGUUUCCAACUGGAACAAUGAACAAAUUGGACGUGCUCUUGCCACUGGACUCACUCCAGUUCACAACUCUCAAGUUGAACUUCAUCUUUAUUUCCCACAACACGAGCACGUUGAUUUCUGCAAGGCUCACAACAUCACAGUCACAUCGUUCGGAACCCUUGGAAGUCCAGGACGUGUCAAUUUUACCCUUCCAAACGGACAUAAACCCGAGUGGGCUCCAGCACCAUCCGAGCUUAAGGACCCUAACGUACUUGCAAUUGCCGAAGAAAAGAAGAAGACUCCAGCUCAAGUACUUCUCCGUUACGCGAUGGACCGAGGACUUGCUAUUAUUCCAAAAUCUGUCCAUGAGAACCGUAUUAAGGAGAACUUUGAACUUUUUGAUUUCACUAUUUCUCAAGAAGAAAUUGCUAAGCUUGAGAAGAGCAAGAUCUCCCAGCGUCUUUUCCUUCAAGACUUUAUGAUUGGACACCCAGAAGAUCCAUUUGCUGAUGAACGCAAGUAA
Molecule: messenger RNA, 954 nt
Organism: Caenorhabditis remanei
Lineage: Eukaryota; Metazoa; Nematoda; Chromadorea; Rhabditida; Rhabditidae
Exons: 4
Coding region: 1-954 (317 amino acids)
Cellular component (GO): cytosol
Molecular function (GO): aldose reductase (NADPH) activity
Source: RefSeq, a predicted model, not a curated record